This is a messenger RNA of Aspergillus fijiensis CBS 313.89, 1843 nucleotides long. RefSeq names its product flavin-containing monooxygenase. Bases 1 to 1572 code for a protein of 523 amino acids. The transcript has 8 exons. The record is from RefSeq and is a predicted model, not a curated record. NCBI's taxonomy places the organism in Eukaryota, Fungi, Ascomycota, Eurotiomycetes, Eurotiales, Aspergillaceae.
AUGGCAUAUGGGACUGCAAGUCCAACGGCAUUCAUGCCCCGUCGACUGAGAGUAGUUGUCAUUGGCGCCGGAAUAUCCGGGAUCCAAAUAGCCCACGAUCUCAGCUCACGGAUGAAGAACAUAGCUCUGAAGAUCUACGACAAGAACGAAAGCGCCGGGGGCACCUGGUUCGAGAAUCGGUACCCAGGGUGCGCCUGCGAUGUUCCAUCCCAUGGGUAUCAUUAUAGUUGGGCGCCAAAUCCCCGCUGGUCCACGCUAUAUGCCUCCGCGCCUGAGAUAUGCGCCUAUUUAGACUCGGUGAUUGCCGACCAUGGGCUGGCGAAGUACAUUCGGCUUCAACAACGAUGCGUGUCUGCGACAUGGGAUGAGAGAACCUCGUCCUGGAUCACCACGUUCAAGCAUGAGACUACCCAGGAAGAGACCGUCGUCGAGGCGGAUGUCUUAGUCUAUGCUGUUGAACGGCUGAAUAAUUACAAACUCCCGGACUUUCACGGGAGGGCUGGAUGUCACGGCGAUAUUUGCCAUACAGCGUGUUGGCCAAAGGGCCUAGUAGUGUCGGGAAAACGAGUUGCUGUUCUGGGAAACGGCUCCAGUGGAAUGCAAUGCGUCGGUGCCCUGCAGUAUGGCGCAGACGCUGCAGAGCUAAUCAACUUCUGUCGAAGCCAAACGUGGGCUGGUCCUGGGCUUUUCGACGAGAAUAAAAGGUUCACGGAGGAAGAGAAGCUUGAGUUUACGAAUAACCCCGACUUGUAUCACAAGUAUCGCACCCAGCUCGAGCGGCAGAUCGCAUCCGCUUUCCGUGUGCUGUGGAAGAAUACCCCAGCACAUCACGAAAUGCGAGCACGGGUGGAGUCUUACUACGAUCACAAAAUCCAGGAUCCGAACCUCCGAAGAAUGCUCCAGCCAGACUUUGCCCCAGCGUGUCGGCGGUGGACCAUCGGCGAUUCGUACAUCGAGGCCAUGCAGCAGCCGCAUGUGCAUCUAGUUCAGGAUCAUGUCGCUAGCCUGACUGAGACUGGCGUGCAGACGUGCUCAGGAGAGGAGUACGAUUGCGAUCUUGUCGUUUGCGCCACGGGCUUUGAGCCCUACGCCUCCCGCUUCCCAAGCUACAUGGCAAGCAUGGUGGCUGGAUUUCCCAAUCUCUUUGCUUUCCAUCCACCCCAUUGCCCUGUGAACGGCUCUGUCAUCCCAGGCAUCGAACGGACGUCCGACUACAUCAUUCGGAUCCUGACGCGACUGCAGACUGACUGUCUCCGAUCAGUGAGUGUCAAGCCCGAAGCGCAGCACCAAUUUGUCCGCUGGGCUCAGUCCCGCAUGCCUCACCUGUCGUGGUCUGAUCCAUGUAGCUCAUGGUACAAGAACAAAGAAGGGCGAGUAGUGGUUCCAUGGCCGGGAACAAACCACCAUUACUAUGCCGCCACAGAAAUCGUUCGUUGGGAGGAUUUUGACCUCCGUUUCGAGAAUCCGACACAGAAGUAUGCGAGCUUUGGGAAUGGGGUGACAGAAGAUGGCUUCGCACCUGAGUUCAUCCCUUGGGUGCUGACACCCGAGGGGCAACAGGUUAGGAACUGAUCUUCUUAGCCGAGGUUUGUGUCGAUCUUGUUCAUCACACACAUAACUCUUCAAUUGGAAUCGAUAUAUCACGCGCGAAAAUCUUGCCAACCACCGUGACUUCGAGUCCCGACAGGUACAAGUCGACCUGCACAUCCUAUAUAAUCUUUUAGUUGAAGUGCUAGUAAGUAUACAGGGUUCGAAAACUUAAAUACACACUUGAAACCUGCUCAAUCAAACUUAAUUGCAGCCAACCAUGAGAUAGAUCCGUCAGAGCAUGAUCGUAGCAGGA